UAUGGCGAGUGAACCGUCCGUUUAUCGUUUUGAGGACGUUCUUUCGACCCCUCAGAGCAACUCUCCUUGUGCGUUUUGUUGUAAAAAAGUCUCGAAGUAUACAUGUCCUCGUUGCGAUGUUCGCUACUGUUCCAGUGUGUGUUAUAAAAGUGAUAAACACUUACAGUGUUCGGAGCUUUUUUACAAAGAUUGUGUUAUGGAAGCAAUGUGCGAUCAGCAGAGUAGUCGUGAAGACAAGCGUAAAAUGCUCGAGUUGUUGCAAAAACUGAAAAAGCAGGAUGAAGAAGAAGGUGUCCAGGAUACUGUAGAUCUGGAGGAAAGAUUGCAAAAUAUAGAUAUAAACAAUGACACAGACGCCGUGUGGUCGGCACUGACAAAUAGAGAACGGAAAGAGUUUGAAUCUGCCGUCAAAAGCGGAGAGAUUUCUGGUGCCAUUGACGUUUGGAUCCCGUGGUGGACUAAAGUAAAUGACGGAAAUUACAGAAAGAAGAUAGAAGUUAUAAGUGAAGGGAGCAGCAUUUUAGAAAAGAAAGGUGAACAAAGUGAUCAAAUCCAAACUGAGGAAAAAGAAAGAAUACAAAAUAUGCCAGCAGUAAAGAAGAACAUCUCAUCAUUACAGUCACUCAUGAAAAAUUUGAAUGUCAAUCCAAAUGUGCAGUUCAGCUGUAUUGAUGUUCUUUACUCAUAUGCCUACAUCAUGAGGCUGUACAAUGGAUGCCCAGAAGACAGUUUAGAACAGGCAGCUGAGAAUUUGUUGCAGCUUUCCCCUGUUCUUUCUAAAAAUGCUGUGUUUGGCAGUGUGGAGUCAGUAGCUCACAGUUCCUUGAGUGCUGUGCAAGAUUGCAAGGACCUUUCCUGUUCUGAGGAAUUCUCUCUUCAGGUGCUCCUGGAUGUUAUUUCUUUGAUCAAAGGAUAUGUUGUUAUUGAGAGAAAGAAAAUAACCUUUGUGGACAGUGCUCUGUCUCAUUUGUGUCAACUUCUCAGCGGAGGAAGAGAAAGAUUGAAAGCCAACUCCAAAAUGAACCAACAAGAAGCAGAUUUGUGCAAGUCUUUGUGGCUUGCAAAAAAGAAAGUGGAGUUUUUAUUAGCUUGGGCUCACACAAACCCUAAUAUUUUGCAAUCUCUUUUACUAAACAUGGAAGUUGUUCACACAGAUUUAUCCAUGUCCAACAGACAACACAGAGAACAAAGAGAAAAGCUAGAACAAGCAUGGGGAGGUUCAAAACCACCAAUGAAGGCAUCUCUUAUCACAGAAAUCUAAGUCAGAAUUUGACAUGAGAGCC
Molecule: messenger RNA, 1283 nt
Organism: Stylophora pistillata
Lineage: Eukaryota; Metazoa; Cnidaria; Anthozoa; Scleractinia; Pocilloporidae
Product: zinc finger HIT domain-containing protein 2
Source: RefSeq, a predicted model, not a curated record